UAAAUUAAUUUGUUUCAUUCAACUUUUAAAUUUAACAGUAAGUUUUAAUAUCCAAUUUCUUUGAAGGAUUUAUAAAAUAUAUAUUAAGUUUGUUAUACAUUUUUCACAUUAAAUUAUAUUUUCUUAUAAUAAAGAAUUUUAUUUUAUAAUAUUAAAUCAAGUAUAAAAAAACUCCGUUUCCGUAAAUAAAGUGUUUAUCCCAUGUCAUACACCAAUAUAUUAUUAAAAUGCAACUGAGACGCUCGAAAUAGAAUGAACGGCGAACGUCCAAAAAUACCUUACGCUUCUGCUUAGUCGUCGAUGUCCAGGCGUUCCGGUUAACAGUAGUGUUUCGAUAAAAAUUUCAUUAAAAAAUAUCCCGUCUUUUUUGGUUAUCGUGUUGAAUUUAUCGCAAUUAAAAUUACAAAGAUCCUUCUAAAGGAAAAGAAGAAGAGAGAUGUCUAAGAUAGAGAAAUCAGAUCUCCCAGCCGGCGGAGACGCACCUCCUAUUGAAGCAAUGAAGAUCGACUGUGCUAACAAUACAGUCACAGUUAUCGAAGUGAAAAACACCGAUGUAAUGCUGGAAGAUGCUGAUGCAUCCGCAAAAGAAGUUGUAAAAGAGGUAUUAAAUGCACGGACUGAAAAAGACGAGCAAACGGUAGAAGCGAUAAAUAACGCGGCCAUACCUAAUGAAGAAGAAGUCAUUGGUCCAGAUGCACAUACUCCAGAGACUACUGAUGUAAUCGCAGAAAUCGCUCAUGUAACCGCGGAGAACGAUGUAGAACAAAUCGAGGCGCAAAGGUCUGUUGAAGAAUCUAAUGAUUUUUCUGCAAUAACUCUUCAAAACGAAGAAACGCCGCAGUCGAAAUCUGCCAGUAAAGAAAAGUCCGACACGUCGAAGCAGAAUGCAAGUGGUAACAAUGCGACGUGCAUAUCCAGAUUGGAAGCGGAAGUGCGGGUGAGGAAAUCUUUUGGAAACGCAGACUAUCCAGAAAAAAUCGAAUCACCUCGGCUUGAAGUUAACGAAAAAAGAACAAAGGAGUGCGAUAGUUAUCGAAAGAAGUUGGAAGACACGGAAUCGAAACUGGUCGCCUUGCAAGAAUCCUAUGACACGAUAAUAAAUCACAGCAACGACGAGGAUACUCUGCAACAAUCGGUGGAGCAAUUACGCGGACAAUUGGUGCAGACGGCAUUGAUGUACGAGGAACGCAAUCGCAUGGUUGCGAAUCAGGAGAAUCAGAUCAAUGCUCUGAACAAUCAGGUGACCUCGUUGAAGGAAGUGGUAUCGAUCACGCGAGAUCUACUGCAGAUCCGUAACAUGGAGGUGAAACAACUGCAAGCUGAAGUCGAUAAUAUGGAGAAGAAGAUCUCCGAGGAACGCGAUCGGCAUAACGAGAUGAUUAGCAAAAUGGAUGCAGCGAUGCGACUCAACGCCGAUCUCAAGAAGGAGUAUGAAACCCAAUUAUCUCUGUUUCAAAGUUUACGUGAAAAAUAUGGCGAGAAAAUUACUCUAUUGUCCAAGGAAAAACAAGCCCUCGAAAUGGCCGCCUCUGCACCUGAAUGAAAAUAACUCUUUUGUACGAUCUCAACAACAUUAAUAGUUAACAAUUUAUACAUUUUUUCAUUUUCUGUUAUCUUAUGUGUAUUAAUAAAAACAAUUUUUUUUCGUUACCGUGCGUGGGGUUUUUCCAAUAGUAUAAUAAUCACAAUCAUUUCCGUCAAUAUUCCAAGAUCUAAUCUUCCAUGAAUAAGCUUGCAUCUUAGCAAUUUGCGUAGUAAUAGAUAUACAAAUAUUGCAAAUAUUACAUCAUACAUGCAAAAAGUAAACUAUGCAAAGUCGUAUACAAUCUACAUCUUAAUUAACGAACAAAUUGAAAUUCAAAUUAACUUUGAAGAAAUUAACUCACAAUCAGAAUUAAUUAAUUUAAAAUAAUUUUUAAGAGUUAAUUUCAAAGCACUAAGUUCUUCGAAAUUAAAAUGCUACUAUUUUAUUUUCGAUAUUAUACUUUUCUCAAUAUUAAUUAAUACAUACUUAAUUAAUAUUGUAUACAGUAUAAUUACAUUUCUGAGAAAAAAAUAAGAGCAUAAAUGAGAUUGAGCAUUGAAAACAAGAGUCUAUAUACUCAGGUUACUUUUAUUAUUAGAUCAUUUGAUUCAUAUUCUGUUAAAUAAUAAAAUUGUCAUUUAUUUCAUAAGUUCUGCGUCAUUGUCGAGUCAAAAGAGCAUUACGCAGAUGUGGAUAGUACAGAGAAAUGAUUUAGCAAUAAAAGUUAUAUAAAACUGUUAUCAAUUAAUGAAAAAAUGUUAUUGCCAACAUUAUAAAAAGCAGCUCGAAAAAUUUACUCAUAAUUUGUGUUGAAAGUGGCCACUGACGGGUGAAGUCCCAAAUAUUACUUGAGAUAAUAAAACAUUACUUUUAUACAUAAGUAAUAUACGAAAUGCAAAGAAAGAUGAAGACAUUGACGAUAUGCUUAUUUGUAUUUUGUCUUGUGACAGUAUCCUCGAAACCAUGGAGAUUUAGUGAUGCUGCUCAACUUAGGAGGUUUUACUUGCAGCACAACAUCGCACAAGUCGACAAAAAUAACAUUGUGCCACCAGAAAUUGAAAUUACACCAAUUAACAACUUAAUAGAUAAGUCUGAAUCAAUCCCGAUAGAAAGUCAAGUCAAAUAGUGAUUAAUCGACUAUUGAACAAAUUAUAGCGAAGAGAUGUCAAAUACAAGUAGUUGUAGUAAUUAG
Monomorium pharaonis (pharaoh ant) is the source of this 2717-nucleotide messenger RNA. RefSeq names its product leucine-rich repeat and coiled-coil domain-containing protein 1. The coding region runs from base 437 to 1543 and encodes 368 amino acids. The record is from RefSeq and is a predicted model, not a curated record. NCBI's taxonomy places the organism in Eukaryota, Metazoa, Arthropoda, Insecta, Hymenoptera, Formicidae. The transcript has 8 exons.